UUUGCCUUUUCUUGGGCCGCUCCGGCGGCAUAUGGAGGUUCCCAGGCUAGGGGUCCAAUCGGAGCUGUAGCCACCGGCCUACGCCAGAGCCACAGCAACGCCAGAUCGUUAACCCACUGAGCAAAGGCAGGGAUCAAACCCGCAACCUCAUGGUUCCUAGUCGGAUUCGUUAACCUCUGCGCCACGACAGGAACUCCAGAUUUAGGUGUCUUGAGAAUGGAACUCCAGGCAAGAUGGAAGAUUUCAGAGUGAGUGGAGGAAGUUAAGCUCAUUAAAGGAGUGAAAAGGAGCCAACAGCUAGAUAGGCAGAGAGGACCACCAUGAGCAGGAAAACCAAGAGGCAAAGAGCAGAGGUUUUUGUUUUUGUUUUCAGAGAGACAAUGUGAAUGACAGUGUCAUGUGUUGUUAAGAGGUCACUUGAGGUAAGGAUUGAAAAGUGGCCAUCGAAUUUAGCAACUCUGGGCUCAUUAGCCGAUGUGGUGGGAAUAUUUUGGGCUGAGAGGCGGGGCAGAAGCCACCCUGCUAUGGCCGAGGAUCCAGCGGGAAGAAGGAAGUGGAGGCGAUGAGGCAUGUUUCUCUCCAUCAGCUGGCAGGAAAUGGAGGGAGCGCUGGUGGGAGCCGAGAGUGACACUUGAGGUUUUGAGGAAGCCUAUUUUAAGAUCGGUGUGUGAACUUGUCAUGAGAGGGGGAGUUGAGAGGUAACAGUGGAAGAGGGAGUCAUGAUGGAGCAGGUGCUCAGGAGUCAGGGGCAAAGGGAAGGAGCCCCACCCCCUUUAUAUUCCCACCCCUACUGCCUCUGUCAGUUCUGGGCUAAAGCUUCCUAAUUUGCCCCCUGGUGUCCUUGCUUUAGCCCCAUCCUAGAUGCUUAUAUCAGAUUUCUCUUUCUAAAAUUUUCCUCAGCUCCCAGCCGUUGCCUGUUUCCUGCUCAGUGAAGGUUCCACCUCCGCAUUUGGCUACUUCCGUUUUUUCCUGGCACCUCCUAUUUGCUUGUGAGUGUGCCCUCCCUCAGCCUCCUCAUUCCCACCCUUGGGAAAUAUAAGACUUCUUUCAAAUGGCAGGGCGUCACCUAAGUGUUACAUAACCUGACCCAUCAUAGGUACUCAGUUCACUGGUAUUGAGGAAGGAGAAGGGCAAGCAGAAAUCACAGGUCCUUAUGACUUUAAGGCUUAAACCAUUAGAUCAGAGAAACAAUAUGAUUAACUGCCAGAAAGUUAUCACAAAGCCAGAAUGCAUCAGGUAAUCUCUUUAUCUUUUGUCUCUGAGAGUGACACCAGCCUUCGAGAAAGAUUCUCUAAAGGGAUGCUCAGAAAUCUUGUAAAAUAGAUGUAAAGUAAAUUCUAUUGCAUCUAAAGAUCUUACUGUUUUGCUAUAUGUAUGGAAAGAUAGUUUUCCUGACAAUUAUAAGCAAAUAUUCUGCCCUAUUAAAUGAAAACAUUGAAAAUAAAUAUAGGAGUUAGACUUAAAUGAUUUUAAGGCGUAUUAUAAAUUUAUUAUUGAAAAAGAGCUAUAACUCAUUGCUUUGUUGCCAUCAUAAAACAGUGCAAAUUCCAUAGAAUAGUUUUUUUAACUAUAAUACUGCUGACAUCAGGGUUGGAAUAAUUUUUGUGGUGGGGGCUGUGCUUUGCAUACUAGGAUUUUGGCCACAUGCAUUCUGAGUUUCCCAGUAGCACCUAUUCCCACCUGUGACAACUAAAAAUGUGCCCAGACAUUACCAGAUGUCCCCUGGGUGGGGGUAUGGGGGCAAAAUCACCCCCUAUUGAGAAUCACUGCUAUGGAAUGACAUGCUUUAUGUCAUACACCUGCCCCGGCAUCCCUGCCUUUUCCUGCCAGCUCUUCUCUUGUGCAUUUUUUGAUCAGGGGCAUUCUGAUAAAAGUGAGAUCAGAAUUCUCUCAUUAUUUGUGUCUUAUUUUAUUUUUUGCUUUUUAAUGGCUACACCUGCAGCAUAUGGAAGUUUCCAGGCUAGGGGUCAAAUUGGAGCUGCAGCUGCCAGCCUACACCACAGCUCUGGACAGUGAGGAACUAUAUCCAGUCUCUUGAGAUAGAACAUGAUGAAAGAUAAUAGAAGAAAGAGAAUACACACACAUGCACGCGCACACACACACAUAACUUGGCACAACAUUGUAAAUCAGUCAUACUUAAAUGUUAAAAAAGCAGUAGAUUGAAGUUGAUAGAAUGAUGAAAUUAAAAAAAAAAAUUCUUCCGUCACAAAUACCCACCUGUUGGAAGGAAGCCCACUUUUGGGGAAAGAACCAAAAACUCAUACAAACAUGGAGAGGUAUUACACCAUAGUUGCAUUUUUUAAUGUAAAGUUACCAAAUUCACAGGCAGUGAGCCUAAGGAAGCCAUGGUAGGCUUGGAGGGCUGUUUGAAGGAACACCAAACACACUGAAUAGUGAGGUGCUGUGAGAGAGUCUUGCUCCUGGGGCAGGUGUCCUGGGUGGUGGGGCUUUGGUCAUGGGAUCUGUGAUUCCCGUCAGUCCCAUUUUCCCACCGUGCAGACACGCGCGAAAUGCACCAGUCUUUAACCACUGGCCUCUACACUAUGAGGUACAAGUUGCUAAUCCUGUCUGCAAUUAUCAGCAUGUACUUCUCUUGACUUCCACAAACCAUGUAUACCACGGAGAAAUGCUUCUGAGAAGGCAAUUAAAGAUUUUUUUCUUGAGGUAUCAAGGCUUUAAAGUGCUCAUCAAGAGAUUUCUUAGGACAAGGCGGGUUUGCAGGAUUACCCUCUGCCCUGCUCUGCGUUUUUCCUUUUAACUACAACUUGGUAAACAAGAGCUAAUUCUUAAUAAUAACCUGGGAAGUUACUGCCAUUCAAAGAAAUGUUGACUUUAUUGAUGUUAUAUUCCUCAUAUAGCCAAGAGAAAGUAGGAAACAUUCCUACAAAUCAUUUAACUGAGAAUGCAGUCCUGCUUCUAUGGGCUCCUUUUAGAUAGGGAAAAGAGAUUCUGUGCUUGAGAAUUUUUUAGUGGCCUGCCAGAGGUCUAGGUUUUAUGGGCUCCUAAUAAUCACAGCGGUGAUUUAUUGAGCACCUACUGCAUACGAAGCACUUGACACAUAAUAGCUUCUUCAUGUGUUCUCAGAGCCCUGUGCGUUUUUCAUGAGACUUCUCCCAGUUCUAAUCCCCACUUAUUAAAUGACUAAUUGAUUAGUGUGUGUUUUCCCCACUAAACAGUCACCUCCAUAUCAGUGGAUCCGUACUGACGUUCGUUCCCUAUUGUGGCCCCAACACUUAGGGCACAACCCAGCCAGCACCUAUUACGUACAAAAUGCUUAUUGCUUUGAAGGAUGAUUGAAUCCAGAUCCAGAGUGUUAGGGUUUUACAGAUGAGGAAAUGGAAAGGUGGGGUGGUCAGGAGGCAUAUUGAAACCUUACCAUUGGCAGGGGGAGGCAUCAAAUUCAAGUAUAUCUGGUCCACUGGCGGCUCUCUUUCCACCACACCUGCCUUCUCAAACUUUAGUGUGAAUCACCAGGGAGUUCUUACUGCAAGGCAUGUUCUCCAUUCAGUGAGUCUGAGAUGGGACUGAGAAAGUGCAUUUCCAGCAAGCUCCCAGGUGACACCCAUACUCCUUUCCAGGGAACCACAAUGUUGUGCAGUAGAGGUCUGCACCAGAGUUGCAGUAUAAACAGUGAUGACUUUCUUAUCUUUUGGAGACAUGGUUGGUUCUCUUUGGAAAUCCUUAGCAUAGUACAGAGCCCUUGUACCUUUACCAGGCUCCUAAGGGAAGUGCCGCAGGGAUCAGCUCUUGGAUAAAAACACUGGCCCCUUCUAUCACUUGGUUAUUCAUAAGCUGUGAUCUUUGAUGAGUCUUUACUCAUAUAUCAAUGGUGGGAUGAUGCUAAUGGACCCCUGUUGCCUCCAUUAAAAGUCUCAUACUCAGUACCAGGUGUUGUUUCUGCUCUAAAGGUGCCCAGUACCACUGCUGUUCACUGCUACCAUGGAAAUGCCAGGGAGUAGCAAUGCCCUUCAGAAGUUUCUUUGGAUAUUUAGUUGAAGAAGGUGUCCUAUUGAAACUCUGGAGUCUCCAGACAUCAGGUGGCCCCACCAUUGACUCUGAAGCCAUCCAUUGGUCCCACCGCCCAGUGUGUGAACGGAGGCUGCCAUCAGUGUCCCCGCUGGUGGUGCCUGCUCUACCGAAUGUGGGAUUGUGGGCCUCUUAAGCUCUACCCUUCUUGUUGGCAUGGCUGUGACAGUUUCUUCCUAAAUACCCUCCCUGGCUGAGCAAUUCUUUCUAGCUCUUGAGAAAUAGGUGCAGCAAUUGGCCUUUUUACUAGUUAUAGUGUAAGGUUCAAGGUCUAGGUGCUUAUCUUAACCAUUUGACACUACACGGUGGAGCAUAUCUCUAAGAAGGGGCCCCUCAGUCAGAGCUGUGAUUACUUAUCACCGAGCAGUCUGAUGUCCAGCCCCACCUACACUGUGUGACCAGCCUCUGUGCUGGUUCACAGAUAGUGAGUUCAAGCCAUGCUAAGUGUAGGGCGUUAUCCGGGCUCUUGACUUCAGGCUAAUUCUCUAUUCUUCCCAGCCAUUUACACCAGAUCUGUUCAUAAUCUUUGUGCCUGAUGGGAGCCUACCCUUCAUUCACCAUGUAACAUAAUGUCACCUUUUUUUGUUUUUUUUUUUUUGGGGGGGUAUGCAAGAUUUGAAGAUUCGUUUAUGUUGUGCUCCAAUUGUGUAGUAGUAAAAAUUAAAGGGGCACUUUGAAAAAGCUUUAUUUUAGCUCUGUAUUUUGAAAAAGUCUUUCAGAGAUGUCUUCCUUUAUCAUAUUCAGCUGUGCUAAAUGGUCAUGAGGGAUGGUUUAAUGAGAUGAAGACUUACAAGGUAAGAGCAUCAUUAUAUUAUUGAAAUCAGACUGCACGUAAAUUGGCAGAUACCUGUAGUUUGUCCUGAAGUCGUUUAUUGAAGAGCUUGCUUUAGUUCUCUUCACAUGGACAGGCAAGGCACCAGAAUUAUAGAUGAUGAAUGAGGAAUAUGCUACUGAUGGAAUUUUUUAAAGCACAUGAAGGUUCUUUCACGUCUUUGCUAUCUUAACACGUUAGGUUUUCUCCCUUCCACUUUUAUUUUUCAUUUGUUUGGGAAUGUUACAUCAAUGUUAAUCUAAGUAGACUGUAUGCCUAUGUCUAUGGAUUCAUCAACUUUGCAAAGGUAAUGAUUAAGCUGGACAAAUGUGUAAAGCCACACAAAGAAAAGGCAGCUUACGUCUCACUUUUCUUUCAUAUAUAUAAAAAUUAUUCCCUUUUUAUAAUACCUGGGCAUCAUGGUCAUUGUUCCCAUUAAAAAAAUACUGUAUUUUGUGAAAUGAUACGAUCUCUGAGGCAUUUCCCAUUAUAUAGACGCCGUGUCUUUAAAUUAUAGCAAUUUCUUAAGAUUUUAAGGCAAAAUGGGCUCUUAGAAGUGUGAUUAAUAGCAGGGAAUGAGGCUAAUGCUGGGUCAUCAGUGGCACUCCAUUACAAAAAAGGUUGGACUAAUAAAAGCAUCCAUCUUUUUGACCAAUAAAGCAUUUGAAUGAUAUGCUUAUAGUUUUUAUCAUAGAGUGGUUACUUGGUAAUGAAUAAACUCUGAACUUGCAUUGAAGAAAGGCAGCUCUACUUAAGUGGCUGUUGCACUAGUUUUUUGAUGAUGUGAGAAAAGGCAAGUCUGGGAGGGAGGCUUGUGUUGGAGUGGCCGGUUUGAUUUCCAGGUUGUCUUCUACAAGCGUAAUACCCAUGGCCCGGGAGUCCCAUUCAGUUUAGAGAGUCUAGCUGGUUGAUUAUUUCUCAAGCAGCAUAAGGGUAUACAGUAGACUCUCUAUCAGUGCCUUAUGCAUUGCAUUGUUAGGAAUACUAUACUUAGGAGUCACGGAUGUAGACUGGUCUCAGGAUGGAACUCCUAAGUCUCCUCUUGCUCAGUUCCCCAAGACAUAAGCUUGGACCACUCACUGGUGUGUUGGAAGAGGAUUUUUAGAUGGCUCAUAAAUCAUUCACCGGUUCCCAUUAUUGUGAGUUGAUGUUGCAGCAAUUCCAUUUUCAGUCUGUUUUGAUCCUUCUGAUACAGUCAAGAAGAAAGUCUCCAUUUGGUGCGAGUGUGUCUUUAAUCUCUCUUUCCCCAUUGUAAGUUCAUUAUUUAACAAAGCAAGAACAUGGCUUCCACCCAGAGCCUCUGUGGACACCAGGAUCUAGCUAGAAUUUGAUUACAUUCGUUGGGUUGUAUUACCUUAAUUAGAAAGUCUUUCUCUCUAAAGGGAAGCACACCGGUUUUCCAUUUGAGGCAGUAUUAUAAAGUUUUCUCUGAAAUAGAUUUAUGUUGGCCAAAAGUAAGUAAUUUGUAAGAAUAACAUGGGAGAUGUAGAUGAAGAUGGCAAAAAUAAUGAAGGUAGAAGUAAAUGCUUGAGGUUUGGAAACUGGCUCAAGUGGUCACUAUGGUAGCAUGAUCGCUCUAAGAAUCUCAGGAUUUCUAAGACCCAAUCUUGGGUCUUCCCAGAGUUUCCUGGAGACUCUUUAUUUUUGAAAAUAGUUUAUCAAACAGGUUGUAUAAAAAAUUCAGUCAGUGCCCUCUAUCUUCCUCUUUGAUGUAUUUUUUUUUUCAAUUUUUAAAGUUUUAUUGAGGUAUAGUUGAUUUUUAAUGUUAUGGUAAUUUCUUCUAUACAACACAGUGAUUCAGUUAUGCAUAUACCCACAUUCAUUCACUUUCAGAGUCUUUUCCCACAUAAAUUAUCACAGAUUAUUGGGUAGAGUUCCCCUGUGCUGUACAGCAGGUCCUAUGUGGAAUAUUGGCCUCUUUCAUUUAUUUUAAUUAAUUUUUUAGUAAAGAAAGCUUCAAACAUUUAGGUUCUGCGGGGAACAAAAUAAGUAAAACAGACACGUGCAGGUAGAACUAAAGGUGGAUUAGGGCAAGUUCCUCACCACAACUGGGAUAGAGGAAAAAGGCAUGUUAUAUCUCCCAGUCAUGGGGAGGAACCCAUAGAAUCACCUUGCAGUUAAAAAGGGCCUCCAUUUGGGUAAUGGUUAUGCGAGGCUUAGAAAACUCCAGGGCUCAGCUAUUGGCCUUUACCAGGGAAAUGGCUGCCACUCUUUGGAUUAUCAUUUAGAAUUGUAAACUAAAACCCCUUACCAGUCAUUUGGUUCAUUUCAGGCUCCAGGGAUAGAAAAUAAACAUAAAGGUCAGGAGAACUCCUGGAAGAAACCAGAAGUGUGGAGAGUGGGUAACCAGCAUUUUUCAGUGAAGAUGGGGAACAGGGAUGGGGGGAUAGAGCAGGAUUCUUUGAUUUCAUUUUUUUCUCUCUGUAGUUUUGCUGGGACAUGGGAUAAGGCCCUGCUCUGUGUCCUAGCCAUCUCGGCCGCAUGCGAAGAGCAGUGAGCAUGGAAUUUGAGAACGUUCCGUUCCCAAGGCAUUUGAGGAAGAGUCUGUGUUAGUUGUUCCAGCAGCCAGACUUGCAUCAUCAUUCAGGGUUUAGCAAGGCUGGCUUUCUUUCUCUGGGGCAGUGGAACAGUUUAAUCCCCACAGGCUUUCUAGGGCAGAAAAGGGAUUCAUCUCAAUGUCCGUUCCCUGUGUCUAUAAGGUGCUAACAAGUCCUCAAGCCUGAGGAAUUCUCUCCUCCUCAGGCACGGAACCCUCCGUAGAAUUUUCGUCUCCAGACACUGUGGAGGCCUGAGGGGCUGUGUUGGUUUGGGGAAAGGAGAGAGUCAGCAGAGAGGCACUUAGGAAACAAACUAUAGCACAACACAACCAAAACACACAAGAAAACCCUCUGCUAUUUUGUGCCUUGGCAGUUGCAGAAGAAAGGCUAGAUUUUUGAAGCAGAAGGUGGAAUCAGGAGCAGCUAGAGAAGGUUAGGAAGUUUUUAAUGGAAAUGAGGGUGGGGGGAGAGGAGCUGGGAAGACCAGUAAAAUUUUGGUUAUACUUUUUAGACAGAGAUGGGAAUUCCAGUAAUCUGAUACUUACUAGUGUAAUUGCCAGAAUCCUCCGAGGUAUAUAGCCUUAGUUUUUUUUCUAAUUUCAUUUUCCUAGUUUCACAUUUUGCUUUGGUAUCCAGCAGUGUUGUGCUAUACUUGGCAAUGACACAAUGCUAAAUUUUUAAAAAAUUAAUUAACUGAUUGUGAAUGUAAGACAGAGAUAAAUUACCAAACUGUCGUUCGGUAUGUUUUUGCUUAUUACAUUUUAAGUAAUAGAGAAAUGUUCUUCACCUGUAUCAAAUUUAAGUAGUUUAAUGAUGUUAAAGUAUCUGUAAAAUAGAUUCAAAGAAAUGUUUUGAUUGCAAAUGGUAUUCCUAAAUAUAGAAUCUAUGAUAAAGUUUGAUAACGUUCUUAGGAUAAACAGCAUGCUGUUCUAUAUGUUAGGACACAAGAAAACACAUUUUUGGAGAAAAAACCCUUCUUUGUAACACUUUGUUAGUGGACACAUUGAACUUAUUCAUUAUUGGCUUGGAAAACCAGGAUUUCUUUGAUAAGCUCACAACAUGAACUCUUGAGUCCUUCUAUGUAACAUCAACUGAUUAGGAUAUUAUAUAUAAUCUUUUUUAAGGGCAGAAUCAUCACCUAGUUUAGUUGGAUUUUUGCAGCGUGGUUGGAAAUGCUACAGAUCUGUUUGUGGCUCUAGAAUGCUAAAGUGUAUCUUGGAACAAGAAACUCGGGGAGAAAGAAACAUUAGCGUUUUCCUUCUAGAUGAAAAUAUUUAAGAUUGGAAUCAGUGUUUGACCCAUAUAUUUCAUUGAUAAGAGAAGAUGAGCCCAGGAAAUGAAUGUGUGGUUAUUCAAGCAUGAAAAUAUUACAGUCUUUUCAAUCUGUUGCUAGAUCCAACCUAUAGUAGUUGAAGCACUGUGGAUGCUUAUUUUUAUCUGCAAGCCAGGAAAUCAAAGGGCAUUGACUGAACUCUGUUUGCUUCAUUUGGGGUGGGGGGGUGACCUCGUUUUCCUACAGGGGGCCAUGCUUCUUUGAGACUUUCGAAGUGGUGUCCCCAGGAAAGAGUUAACUGGAUUUCACUUGAUUCGCUCUGGCUUAUAUGAUGAUGAGUAAUGCAAGGUUGGUAACGGCAAAUUGUUGUUUAUAAGCAAACAUGGCAUUGUGCACACAAGCAGGCCUGGUCUCCAACUGGUUUGAUUUCAUGGUGGUCAGCAGCUGAUCUAUGUAACAUACAACCUUUCUGCCUCUCUAAAUGUCAGAAGAAUGACUGUUUGUUUAUCUUGCCUUCUUUGCAGCUGUUUACUCUGUAAUGCAUUUACCUCGACCUUGAUUCCCAGAGAGUGGCCCCUCUCUCCUCCCCAGUUGUGUUUACAUUAGUCCUGCCCCUGGUGUCACCUAUGAAAUCUGUUGAUUAUUCCACCUGGUUAAUGUUAAAUUGCUCUUGUAAGAUGAUGUGUUUGUUCAUAAACACAAAUGCUGGGCGCCUUGUUUACUGUACCCAUGGCAGCAAUCGUUAUUAAACAAAUAUUGCUUUGUUUGCGGGUGUGAGCAGCAGUUUAUCCUGCAAGGUCUGUUUAAAAAACACACACAUUAGAAAAAAAAAAAAAAAAAAAACUUAAAUGCUAGAAUUUUGAUAAAGAAAGAAAAAGGGGAACUUGUCCCUGGAAUGUGGUUGAAAGAGACUUAGGUUUGCUUUUCUUAUCUUUUGCUUGGAUGAAGGGGCUGGAGAGAUUAGCGAGUUGUUUGGUUUUUCUAAGAGAUUUCCUUAGUGUAAUGAUAUCUAUGCAGUUGUUUGCUCUUUUCAGAAGGGAGAGAGCUCUCCUGAAGGGCCACUAGCUCAGUAAUAGAACAUCAGAUGGCUAGAAAACUUUGUCGAACAAACAAGGACUUAAAAGGUCUAGGAGAAAAAGUCUAGUGCUAUGAACAAGGCAGUCACCUUCGAAAGGUUUUUGAGUCAUGAUGCAAGAAUCUGGGACUGAGACAAAAAGUAAUGGUUCAGCCAUCCAGAAUGGGUCGAGCGGCGGCAACCACUUAUUAGAGUGUGGCGGUCUUCGGGAAGGGCGGUCCAACGGAGAGACGCCGGCCGUGGACGUUGGGGCGGCCGAUCUGGCCCACGUGCAGCAGCAGCAGCAGGCACUUCAAGUGGCAAGACAGCUUCUUCUCCAGCAGCAACAGCAGCAGCAAGUUAGUGGAUUAAAGUCUCCCAAGAGGAAUGACAAACAACCAGCCCUUCAGGUUCCCGUGUCAGUGGCUAUGAUGACACCUCAAGUUAUCACUCCCCAGCAAAUGCAGCAGAUCCUCCAGCAACAAGUGCUGAGCCCUCAGCAGCUCCAGGUUCUCCUCCAGCAGCAGCAGGCCCUCAUGCUUCAACAGCAGCAGCUUCAAGAGUUUUAUAAAAAACAACAGGAACAGUUGCAGCUUCAACUUUUACAACAACAACAUGCUGGAAAACAGCCUAAAGAGCAACAGCAGGUGGCUACCCAGCAGUUGGCUUUUCAGCAGCAGCUUUUACAGAUGCAGCAGUUACAGCAGCAGCACCUCCUGUCUUUGCAGCGCCAAGGCCUUCUAACAAUUCAGCCGGGGCAGCCUGCCCUUCCCCUCCAACCCCUCGCUCAAGGCAUGAUUCCAACAGAACUGCAGCAGCUCUGGAAAGAAGUGACAAGUGCUCAUACGACAGAAGAAACCACAGGCAACAAUCACAGCAGUUUGGACCUGACCACGACAUGUGUCUCUUCCUCUGCACCUUCCAAGACCUCCUUAAUAAUGAACCCACAUGCCUCUACCAACGGACAGCUCUCUGCCCACACUCCCAAAAGGGAAAGUUUGUCCCACGAGGAGCAUCCUCACAGCCAUCCUCUCUAUGGACACGGCGUAUGCAAGUGGCCAGGCUGUGAAGCCGUAUGCGAAGAUUUCCAAUCGUUUCUCAAACAUCUCAACAGUGAGCAUGCGCUGGACGAUAGAAGUACAGCCCAAUGUAGAGUACAAAUGCAGGUUGUACAGCAGUUAGAGCUCCAGCUUGCAAAAGACAAAGAGCGCCUGCAAGCCAUGAUGACCCACCUACACGUGAAGUCUACGGAGCCCAAAACUGCCCCUCAGCCCCUGAAUCUGGUCUCCAGUGUCACACUCUCCAAAUCGGCGUCAGAGGCUUCUCCGCAGAGCUUACCUCAUACUCCUACGACCCCCACCGCCCCCAUCACUCCCGUCACCCAAGGCCCCUCCGUCAUCACCACCACCAGCAUGCACACAGUGGGACCCAUCCGCAGGCGGUACUCAGACAAAUACAACGUGCCCAUUUCUUCAGAUAUUGCGCAGAACCAAGAAUUUUAUAAGAACGCAGAAGUUAGACCACCAUUUACAUAUGCAUCUUUAAUUAGGCAGGCCAUUCUCGAAUCUCCAGAAAAGCAGCUAACACUAAAUGAAAUCUAUAACUGGUUCACACGAAUGUUUGCUUACUUCCGACGCAAUGCUGCCACAUGGAAGAAUGCAGUGCGUCAUAAUCUUAGUCUCCACAAGUGUUUUGUGCGAGUAGAAAACGUUAAAGGGGCAGUAUGGACAGUGGAUGAAGUAGAAUUCCAAAAACGAAGGCCACAAAAGAUCAGUGGUAACCCUUCCCUUAUUAAAAACAUGCAGAGCAGCCACGCCUACUGUGCACCUCUCAAUGCAGCUUUACAGGCUUCCAUGGCUGAGAAUAGUAUACCUCUAUACACUACCGCUUCCAUGGGAAACCCCACUCUGGGCAACUUAGCCAGCGCCAUACGGGAAGAGCUGAAUGGGGCGAUGGAGCACACCAACAGCAACGAGAGCGACAGCAGUCCAGGCAGAUCCCCGAUGCAAGCUGUGCAUCCCGUACACGUCAAAGAAGAGCCCCUCGAUCCAGAGGAAGCUGAAGGGCCACUAUCCUUAGUGACAACAGCCAACCACAGUCCAGAUUUCGACCACGACAGAGAUUACGAAGACGAACCAGUAAAUGAGGACAUGGAGUGAACAUCUGGGCAGGCCGACCCCAAGAGUGAAGAUUGGGGGGAAAAAAAAAACAAAAACAAAAAAAACACACAAAAAAAACCCACACAACAAAAACACGUCAAAAGUUCGCAGUGAAAUCGUUCUCCAUUUGUUGUACAGUCUGGAGGAUUUUUCACUACAUUUUGACAACUCUGAAAUGUGUUAACUCUUAGUGCCAUCAAGAAUCCCAUUUGGGAGUAUUUUUGAUUUUUCUACUUUUUGUUGAAAAAAGGAAUUUGUACUCUGUGCAUUGGAUGGACUUGUUUGGUACUUGGGAUUUUCCUCUCAUAACAGUCAACAUCAGUGUUGUAAAUUUGCUAAACUGAUUCACUUUUAGCAGCAGACUUUGAACUGCAGUCCUGCCGACGUUGGACACUGAGGACACCCAACUGAGCAUGUGCACCUAAGCUGCAGACCAAGCCUCUGCCCAGAAUUUAAGGAUUCCAAUGGACGACCUAUUUGCACAGUACUGCAUGUUGAUUAUCACUGCCUUUACUCCAAAAUUUUUUUUUUUUUUUUUUUUUUUUUUUUUUGCUUCCAGUUGGGAUGGGGAAGGCCGUUGUGUGUGUAUUGGGGGGAGGGGUUAAAAAUAAUUAUCCCUAACUUUUUAAUGUAUUGCUUUUUUUUUUUUUUGGCUUCUACUUUACCAUUUUAAGUUCUGACCUCAGGCCUCCAUUUGGGCCCAUGGCCUCUUGGAGGCUUCAAGUUUUCUGUACCUUGUGAUGAAUGUUAAUAGGUGUUUUUAUUAUACAAAGCUGAAUGUCAUUUCUCGUUCGUAGUUUUCUGUCACUCAUUCCACUUCCCUUCAGACAUCACCACUGUUUUCUCGAAAGUCAGAAAACAUUCCAUUUUGGUCUUUUGCAAAAAGGUCCCAAAUGCUGCAGUCUACACAUGAAGGUCCUCUCACCCAGACAUGAAGUUCCUGCCAGAAAGAGAAUGAAUGACAGAAAAAAAAAAAAAAAAAAAGACACUUUAGGAACAACACAGAUUCAUUCCAUGAAGCAGUAUUGGAAAGUGGGAAGGGGUUUGUUUCAGAUUUUCCUUUUUUUUUUUUUUUGUACCUACCAUCAUUCUUAAUAAAUGCCACACCAUUUACCAGUACAAGAAAACAUAGGCAGCCCCGCCACCACAGCUGCCCCUGCCCCCCGCAAAAAAACUCAGCAGUUAGACGGACAGUGUGGCUGUGGAAGGCUUUCCCUGAGAUACUUAAUUGAGAUGGGCCUCAGGCUGUCACAGUUGUUAAAACCAGUGUGGGUUGCUUUGUUGGCAAAAUGGCCCAAAAGCUGGCUUCCCUGAGCAACUUCACUGAAAGUGUUGGUGGCGCCAGUUAAAACAUCCAUUCAGACCUGCUUGGUGGCAUUAAUCUGUGUGAAUGCAAAUUAGGUUUCAGAUUGAACUUGUUAUGUGAGUUAAUGAGGAGUGGGUUCAGCAAAUGCUAAAGUGUUCAUUUCCAACGUGCAGAUGUGGUCGAGCAGUUCAGUUGUUAUGCAGUCUUAUCCCACCAACCCAGUCUCAAAAACCAACAGCAGAACACCUCAGGUAGAUGGGGGCACAGCUCAGCCCUGGGCUUUUUGGGAAACAAACAUGGCGCCCAGAACACAACCAUCAUGGGUCAGUACAGCCCCAGCCCUUUGAAACCCUGAACAUUUCCACUCUGCACCCCCUUUCUUAUCAAACUCAUUUAUUUAAUAAUAAAUAUCUAGGACUGUAGCUUUUGCUUUAGUUUGAGAGCCUUUUGGAGCUUAAUUUAUACGCUUUGUACCUUUUUUUUCCCUAAAAUUACCAAAGAUAUUACACAAAGGUAAAUUAUGUUCUCUGUUUUAUGCUUUAUCUGAUGAAGCCAAAUAUCCUCUUAUUGUUGAUCAAAGGAGGCGAAAGAAUUUAGGGGGAUUGAUGAGGUAUAGGCUAUUGCUAACUUAAGAGAACUGCUUCUCCAUCGUAGAGUACAUGUAGAAGACCAAGGAGGUAAUGGAACCAAAGUUGUUACUUUUUUUUUUUUUUUGGCGUCAUUUUUCUUCUUCUGUACCUCUACAGAGACCAAAACUCAUUCUUGUAAAGAGAAUUAUGGGACUACUGAGAUAGAAGUAGGACGCAGUAUUAAGCAAGCAAAAGAAGGGGCACCAUUUCAGAGAAAAUAACACAAUGUAUGAUACUGAAACUUAGGGGUUGUCCAUUCACGAAGAGAGUGAAGGUAAAAUUCAGAGAGAAAAGCUUCCACAGUUGAACUAGAUCACAUAAGAGUGUUUCUGGAAUACAUUUCUUUUGCAAAGAAAGAUCGUAUGCCGCUUCUGUUUGACCUGUGCUAUGAUCACUGCGUUAAUCUGUAUAAUUGUAUCUUGGCAUACAAUCUCCGGGUUUUGGUUUUUGUUUUUUAAUGUUUCCUUUUUUCCCUUCCCUUUCUUUUUCAGAUUAGGCUUUGGGUCAGCAUUUUUCAUUUAAAAAAAAAAAAAAAAAAAAAAGUAACACUCCCGUCCACUCACAAGCUUGGUACAAAAACUUCUUUGGCAGUUACUUUUAAAGCAUCAUUCUGCUUUCUAUAGAAGGGGCAGUCUGUGGUCACUAGAGACUUACUUUUUUUUUUUUUUUUUUUUUUAAACUUUUCCAGGCAGCUUCAUGAUAUGCAGGCAGUAGCCAGACAGGGUCAUGGGAAGGGGGCCCUGCGCUUCUAAACUGAGUGGUUGCUGGUUAGUUUGGUAUUCAAAAGAGGAUAAAAAUCUGGUAGAUUAGUUCAUUCUCAGCAUGUGUAGCUAGACAUGAGUAAAGUUAACAGCAUGAGAAACUGUUAGUACGCGCAUACCUCAGUUCAAACCUUUAGGGAAUGAUUAAAAUUUAAAAAAAAAAAUACAUUUCACUCAGUUGCACUUAGUCGUAUGUCUUGCAUGCUUAGUCUAAAGACUGUAGCAAAAAGGAAAAAAAAAAUUAGAUUUUACAUAUCUUUGCAGGUAUCACAGCCUUGCAGAAGAACCAACUGAAAAAAAAAAAUUCUCAGGCUUUAUAGCAAGUAAACUUCACUCUGAUUUUUCCAGUUCUGAUUCUGUAUCCCUUGGGGGUAUUUCCAGUUGCUUCUUUAGGAUGGGGUUUAUUAUGUUGUACAUAUAUCCUGAUGUGUCUGUGUGAAUCUUUGUCUUUUUUGGGGGAGGGCGGAGGGUGGUUCUUUUUUUAGAUAUUGUUCCUAAAAAGGAAUAAAUGCAUACACCUGUUUGUCAAAACACCUUUGCUUUUUGUGCAACUGCUUGAUAUUAAUGAUACUUAAAAAAAAAAAGCUUUGAAAAAAACUACUGUAUGUAAUGGAAUUGCAGAAUAUGCUGCACAUGUAUUUUAUUUAGUUAUUCUUGCUUUAAGAAUAUUGGAUGACAUUUCCUGACAUGGGGGAGGGAGAAACUCCCAAACCUUUUUUUUUUUUUUUUUUUUUUUGGCUUUUAAAUUGUAACAUAGUUGACAGAUUUUUUUUUUUUUUUCCCCUGUUCUCUUGAUUGGAGCAUCUUGUACAGGUUUUUUUGGUUUUUUGUUUUUGUUUUUGUUUUGGUGUGUGUGCGGGUGUGUGUGUGUGUUAAUCUGUUUUUUUGAUACAUUCCUAGCCCUAGUGUUUAUCCUACCAUUGCCUUCCUGGCUAUCUUAAACGAGUUCAUACAUCUGAAAAGAGAAAAAAAAAAAUAUUGUUUUAAAAAAUGUUUUCUCCUGCUGCAGUAAAUAUUUUGCAUGAUGAAAUUCCAGGGUCAUACUUUCAAAGUUUAUCAGUGAAGUAGUGAUUAAUCAUGGGGAGUGUCAAAGCUAUUGAACUUUUUGUAUAAAAAAAAAACUUUACAAGGUGCCAAGAUGUACAGACAAUUUGUUACUUUUUUUUCUUCCAAAGAAAAGCGUAUAUUAGGGAGAAUAGUCCCUUGUAUCAGGCAAAUGCACUGUCUUAUCAGGAAUGAGGCUCCAUCUUCCUUGUCCUUAGAGUCUGUCUUUGUAAGACAAGCGAACGCUGUGGCGUUGAACCGGAAAUAAAAGGAUGGGAAGAGUGACCGCCAACUCUGCCACCUCCGGACAGCUCUGACCUGAUUCCCCAAGUUCCAUCAGACCUAGAAAAGAACACCUUGGAUUCUUAAUCCAAAACUUGAUGUCAAUCACUAGCUAUUUUAUCAUGAAAAAAAAAAAAGUUAAAUAUCUCCUCUCCUUUCCACAUUCCAGCUUGAGCUCCGUUGCCAAGGGUACAAAGAAGAACAUGCUUGUAAGGAUUUUGAAUCUUUUGGGGACCUUUUGGUUAAUGGUAGACCCUCUGGAUAUUUUGGAUGUUUUUGAGAGUCGGUUUCGCUUUUUUAUCCUGAGAAUGAGACUUACAGUUCUAAAGGCAUGUUGGGGGCCCAGUGCAGUUCUCACACUCUGCUACCAAGAAGCCUGGAUGGAGAUGGUACAGCCCGGACUGUGAGCAUGGUGCUUCAUGGAGAUGUGCUGCCAGUAACAAGAUUUUUGUUUUGUUUUGUUCUGUUUUGAUAAGGCAUAAAAGAAACUCAUUCCUUGACAUCAACUGUAAUUCCAUCAUUCCGUGUCUGUGGAUACAGACAAUAAAAAAAAAAAAAUGUUGUGUAGUCAGUACUAAUUACUGACAUGAUCGCAUUCUCAAAUGCAAUAAAAAUGCUGGUUGUUCACACUGGUA
This is a messenger RNA of Sus scrofa (pig), 16517 nucleotides long. RefSeq names its product forkhead box P1 (gene FOXP1). The record is from RefSeq and is a predicted model, not a curated record. Gene Ontology annotation, biological process: regulation of transcription by RNA polymerase II. Gene Ontology annotation, cellular component: nucleus. Gene Ontology annotation, molecular function: DNA-binding transcription repressor activity, RNA polymerase II-specific; RNA polymerase II cis-regulatory region sequence-specific DNA binding. Lineage: Eukaryota; Metazoa; Chordata; Mammalia; Artiodactyla; Suidae.